GGCAGCCUUGCGCAAAAGGCUACAAUUUCUAGCGUCCAAACCUCAACGACCUUCGAACCUACAUUUCCUCAUUUGUUUACAAUCAGCAACCAUGUCACACCUUUUUAAUCCUCUUGCAACAGCUCAACAACUAUACCAAAAUACCUCAAGCAACAGACUUCCAGUUGAACUUCAAGACAGCAUUCGGUUCUAUACCGCACGACUUACGCAAGCCGCAGGCAUUCUGCUUGGACUUUCCCAAGAUAUCACAGCUCAAGCAAAUGUUCUUCUCUUCAGAUAUUGGCUUGUGGAUGACUUGAUGCAAUAUGAAUAUAGCGAUGUCUCAGCAGCUACACUCUACCUGACGGCCAAAGUAUCCGCGUCUCCUCGAUCCUUUCGUAGCAUAACGAAUGUAUAUGCUUAUCUCCUCUCUCAAUCCGCAACUCUCACAGAUUCUUGCGAACCCGACAAUGAUCCCUCGUCGUACUAUCUUUCCGAAUCUGCUUACAUAUCCUAUCGUACACGACUUCUCAACAUUGAAGGCCAAGUCCUGAAUGGUCUGGGAUUCAGUACACACGUCGCUCUUCCCCAUCCUCUCGCGAUUACGUAUCUCCAAACUCUCGACAUAUUUUCAUCAGCGCAUAGAAAUGGCAGUGGCAAAGCGGUCGCAAAAAAGACAAUACAGUAUCUUAACACAGCGUUGGUCAGUCCGCAGAUGCUAUAUUUAACACAUCAGCCAUGCGCAUUAGCAGUGGCGGCAAUAUACCUAGCGGCGAAGGAAGAGGGGAUCAAAAUGCCAGAAGAAGAAUGGUGGGAGGUAUUUGAUGUUGAGAGGGAAGAGUUAGGGUUUUUGGUAGUAGGAAUGAGAAGUUUAGAGGGCGUGGCACGGAGGGGCAAAGAAAUAUUCGGGGAGAAGAUGGUGGUCACUAAAGAUGAUAUUACAGAAGAAUUGGGGAAGAGGGGACUGGGUCCAAGUAACGGGACUAGUAAUGGUCAUAGCAAGAAGAUCGAUGAAGAGGAUGAAAUGAUGAGAUUGAUGGAUGAGAGGAUGGAAGAUUCAUAAACCUUCUGAAAUGUGGAAGGCAUGGAGCUCAAGAGGGAAGCUGAUCAUUAAACCGUGUGAAAGUCGACGGAAGACCUUCGAGCAUAUGGCCUUUGCAAUCAUAUGACAUAUAUUUCUCGACCUUACGGGGACGCAAAAUAAUCUUGAUAAAGGCUA
Messenger RNA from Botrytis cinerea B05.10, 1198 nucleotides. RefSeq lists its product as hypothetical. The coding region runs from base 92 to 1042 and encodes 316 amino acids. Gene Ontology annotation, molecular function: cyclin-dependent protein serine/threonine kinase regulator activity. Gene Ontology annotation, biological process: regulation of transcription by RNA polymerase II. The record is from RefSeq and is a predicted model, not a curated record. The transcript is spliced from 2 exons. Gene Ontology annotation, cellular component: nucleus. NCBI's taxonomy places the organism in Eukaryota, Fungi, Ascomycota, Leotiomycetes, Helotiales, Sclerotiniaceae.